Molecule: messenger RNA, 1613 nt
Organism: Nelumbo nucifera (sacred lotus)
Lineage: Eukaryota; Viridiplantae; Streptophyta; Magnoliopsida; Proteales; Nelumbonaceae
Gene: MED31
Product: SOH1 family protein
Biological process (GO): regulation of DNA-templated transcription
Cellular component (GO): mediator complex
Molecular function (GO): transcription coregulator activity
Source: RefSeq, a predicted model, not a curated record
CAUAUGGGACGUUUUUGGGGUGGGCUCUGUGGGGGCAGAUUUGAACUCGUUCGAGAAGGAAAGGAGAUUUGCCGCAGUAGGUUCUGCUCGCAGUUAACAUUCCCACUGGUGAACUCUAACCAGUGUUGAAGCAGCGGCGACGGGGAGCAGGAUUAUGUAGCCCACAGGAGAUGUGAACUUCAAUGGUUAGCAAUGAAAUGAUGGAGGUGAUUGUUCCACCUUCCGGAUUUUGUUUGAUCUUUGCUUUUGUUUGAAUGAGAAAGGGACUCUUCGCAUGCAUGUUCCUGCUUCGUAGUAGAGAUUUGAGAGUAGAGACUUCAAUAGUGGAGAGAAGGAAGACUAUCAAAGAAACCGGUGGUUUUUGAGCUCCGAAGUUGCAGAAUUGGUAACUCGGUCAACAAUGAGGUUGAUUGGAUAUUAGAGGGACUGGGCUGGUAACCACUGAGUAGUUCUGAUACAAUUUAAUUUUUGGAGUCAAGGAGCAAUGGCUUCUGGUAAAGAGAGUGAUGAUGUCCAAACUCCUUCAAUGCCAAAAAAUAUAUACAAGGAUCCUGAUGAUGGGCGACAACGGUUUUUGCUGGAGUUAGAGUUUGUUCAGUGUCUAGCUAAUCCAACCUACAUCCAUUAUUUGGCUCAGAACCGUUAUUUUGAAGAUGAAGCUUUCAUAGGCUAUUUGAAGUACCUUCAAUACUGGCAGCGGCCAGAAUAUGUAAAGUUUAUAAUGUAUCCACAUUGCCUGUUCUUUCUUGAACUUCUGCAGAAUUCAAACUUCCGCAAUGCAAUGGCCCAUCCAGGCAGCAAGGAGAUAGCACAUAGGCAACAAUUCUUUUUCUGGAAGAACUACAGGAACAACCGGUUGAAGCACAUUUUACCGCGGCCUCUUCCUGAACCUGUUGCUGCACCUCCAGCACCAAUUCCACCUCCAGCACCUCUGCCAGCUACAAAUGUUCCUGUUGCUGCUUCGCCUGCCCCUGUCCUUGUCCCAGUCCCUGCUCCUGCUGCACCUCCUGCUUCUGCCCUUUCUCCUAUGCCAUAUGGCUUGCCACCUGGUCCUACUCUCUCAAAAAACGACCCCCGAAACAGUGGGAUUGACCGAAGAAAGAGAAAGAAAGAAGGUUAAUUCCCUACUUAAGGUACUUGUAAUAUGUGAGAACGUGGUCUCUGAAGUUGAUUGGGAAUUUUACAGCAGUUCAUGUAAAGGUGAUGAAACGAAGUUUUGAAAGUGAACGCCCACUAUUCAUGGAAUUAAGAUGUUGAAGGCUGCUCAAUGCGCAACACUCAAGAUUUCAGAUUCUACGGCACUCUUUUGGUUUAGCUUCAAUUAAUUAUCAUGUAUCUAGACAAUUGCUUUGAAUGUGUUCUUGGCCUCAAAAGAUGCUUCUCUUGUUUAUUUAACCUUCAUAUUCAUACUUAGUGAUGGUUACCAUAUUUCUGCAAGGCCUUGCAAUUUGCAAGUGGUUAAGGUGAGAAAAAGGGUAUUCCAUUUUGUACCAGACAUACAUUAGGGAGUUGGAUCAUUUGCAGGGGAAACUGAAACGAUGGUUUCAUGGUUUGUAUAAGAAAAAAGAUGAUCUCCAAUACUUGUAUAUGGAAAAAAUUCCAAGUGGGUUCCA